Messenger RNA from Botrytis deweyae, 2445 nucleotides. RefSeq lists its product as uncharacterized. Lineage: Eukaryota; Fungi; Ascomycota; Leotiomycetes; Helotiales; Sclerotiniaceae. The transcript is spliced from 2 exons. The record is from RefSeq and is a predicted model, not a curated record. Bases 1 to 2445 code for a protein of 814 amino acids.
AUGCUCUGCACCACUUGCCAAAACAUCUCAUUUGCUCCCUUACAGCAGACUGGCGUUACUUUCCAAAAAGAAGCGACUGAAGAAAUACGAGCUGCGUACUCUAGCCAUCGAUUCUUCUUUCACGAUAAGCGUCGUUUAUUAGAAUGGGACGACUUUCGACCCGAAUGUCAGCUUUGCAAAUUAAUGACUGCUCGACUCCGUUGCAAUGUGAAUCGAUCGUCAGGUGAUGAAUUAUCUGCUGCUUUGGAUUUAACGGUCUUAGAUGGAAAAGAUUACUUAUUGUGGAACUCAAUCUUUAAGCGGACGCGAGUUAUAUUAACACAGAAAGGAGAAUUUUCAAAAUCAAGUGACGGUCGUAAUUUUGUGAAGAUUAACGACGGAACCAAUUGGUCGGGGUCUUUUAAUAUCCACUUUGGUGAUUUAUCGGUGGAGAUGGAUUUGAAUACACUUUUCGGCGAAUUACCUAGGGUCUUUUCCAAAUCUGCCUUUUUAAGCUUUCCAGCUCAGCGAUUUGAAGACGGUGCUGAUGGAUUCGAUGCAUCUUUGAAAUUGGCAAGUACUUGGAUGAUUGAUUGCUUUAACCACAAGCUUUGCCGAGAAACUAUAGGGACGCUCCCUACUCGUGUCAUAUAUAUCGACGAGAACCCCAGUAUUGCGCCGCGUCUUGUAGAACCAAAAGGACAGAUCGUUCCCUAUGCUACUUUGAGUUAUUGUUGGGGCAAAAAGGGUCAAUUGCAAUUAAAGAAAGCAAAUCAUCUUCAGUUUUUGAACGCUCUUCCUGUUCAAAUGCUUUCCAAGACGACUCAAGACGCCAUUAGAGUUACUCGAGCACUAUCAAUCAAAUAUCUCUGGGUAGAUGCUCUAUGUAUUAUCCAAGAUUCAGCCGAAGACAAAUCAAGAGAGCUCGCUGUAAUGGGAGACAUUUACUCUCGGUCCGUCAUUACAAUUGGUGCUGCCAAUGGCGACCAUGCAGAUGCAGGACUUUUUGCGAAGCGCGACCCACACCAGCAGCGACCCUCCCUCGUCUAUGAAAUAGAAGCCGAUGGUUCUAAUACUCAGAUAUUUGCACAACUUCCUCGAGACGACGAACAGGGCACGAUCCUGGACAGUCGUGGGUGGAUUUUCCAGGAAGAAGUGCUUUCAGCUCGGACUCUCAAGUUUUGUCCGGAUGGUCUUCGCUGGUCUUGUGUUACUUUAUGCGCCACAGAAACUACACCAAAUGGCAAUUCGCAUCCAUCCAAUAGGCUGGAUUAUAGGCUUAAAACUUGGCUUCAUUGUCCAGAAUGGAAGACACGGUGUCUUAAUACCUCGGAUCCGAAAAGACGAUAUUUUCAAGACUGGUAUGAAGCUGUAUCGUGCUUCACUGUUCGGAAUUUGACAUAUAACACAGACAAGCUACCUGCACUUGCUGGUAUUGCAACUCAAAUGCAUAAUAUUCAUAAAUAUGACUAUCUGGCUGGUCUAUGGAAGCAAGACCUAGAUUAUGGCUUGCUAUGGUAUGUCGCCUCUCAGCCCAAGAUAGGUAGUGGAAAGUAUGAAUUCCCGUCUUUAUUGGGCGAAGAAUACUAUACUGUUGUUCCGAAGAAAGGUAGAAACAUACCAAAGGCCGCCUCAUCUGUGGCAGAAGGGAUGAGUCAACUUUCGACAGGCAACAUUGAAACGCACACACCCUUCUUGAGGAAUGUGCCUAUUAGCUCCUCAGGAACAGCCCAAAGGCUGAAAGCGGCACUCCCUAAUCUUGAAAAACGAGACGAAUUCAAAGCUAAGUCGCCAUCAUGGUCAUGGGCCUCUCUGGAGCAUGAGAAGAUCAACUUUCUGUACAGUCACUCGGGAUUAAAACCAUCCGGAGGUCCGCUAAGCCACUGUCUCGAAGUUGACUGUUCGCCUUCAGAUAAAGGGAAUGUAUUUACACAAAUAUUGCCUGGCCAUAUGAUUCUGACAGGUCACUUGAAGCGAGCUCAAGUACAUUUUGAUGACUACGGCUACGAUACCCAGUACCUCGCACCCAACGUGUCUGCGGGUCGCUGGCCGGGAACUCUGGUACAACUGAAGGCCAACGCUUCUGGCGAAGGCGAGGUAAUUGGUUUCGUCGCGUUGGACUCGAACCCAGUAGCUAGCGGCCUAAGGGUACACAGUUUGGCUAUUUUAUUAAUGCGAGAAGAUGACAAAGAUUCUUCGAAUGUGAGCAUGGCAAAGAACGGUAAAUUAGGUUAUUAUAGUUCAAGUAAGGUUCCGUUGACGCUCGCUCGUCUGCGUAAUGGCAAUAUUUCAAUGAAUCGUGGAACCAAACGAUAUCUGACGGGUUUAGCGCUUCAGCAAGUGUUGGAUGUCAAUAACUUGGCCAUCUUCCGGAGGGUUGGAUUGUGUCAAUUGUACAGGGAAUUUUGGACGGAUGAGCUGAAGAAAGAUUUGAGCAAGCAAAAAAUGAAUCUUAUGGUUGUUUAG